CGAGUCGCACGACGUCGAAGUUGCGGAACUGCAAUGAGUCGAUGAGGUCUGGUAUGCUGUCCGAAACAGUUGCAGCAGCGUUUGCAACAGGAAUGGAUAUCAUGAAAGAAAGCAAUAGACAACAAGCCAUGCGGUACCGCUGAGUACGUGUCACUUGUACUGUACUGUACACUCUAUAGAGUGACCUUAGGUAACGCACGUUAAGGGGUAUGCUAUGUGUACCGCCCACUUUAUCUUGUUGAAAUUAACUUGUUUAUGUGUUUCUCAAUUUAAUCUUUUAUGGGAAGGAAGAAGGGAACGAAAGGCCAGAAGAAAGGCUGGGAUAAAAAGCCUCGUCAGAAGCAGCAAGUUCCCAAAACUUCGUCAUCAGGGAGUGAUGAUGAAGAUGUGUCAAAGAAAUUGGAGGAAACGGAUACACAGCGAGAACAAGUUGCCAUUAGUUUGUGGUGCUGAUGAUGUGUGGGUCUACCUGACUUGCAUCCAAGCCUUGAAUUCACUUGACACAACAGAUGCGAUCACACUCGGCUUGGAGACCGUCCCUGCCCACAUGAUAUCGGUAAUGCGAGCCGAACUGUGGAAAUAUGCUUGGGAAAAGUUGUAUACAAUCGGUUAUGAGUGCGGUCUGAUGGAGCCAGGCAGAGAGUCGACGUCGGAGAAAGCUAUUGAGCUGAUGCAUGUGAUCAUGGGCAGUGAAGUCGGAGGAAUUAGGAGAAACAGCUUUUGCUGCAUUCAAUCAUGUUGGCAGGCGACGCUUUGCCGCUCAAGUUGGUUAUCAGCUUGCUGUCUUCUUGAUGAGUCGUGGGGAGUUGAACGAGCGGAACCUUUACUAACCGACUCGUGUCAAAUUCAAGAUGCAGAAAGUUGGCAUCUUCUUACUGCCAACGUUCUUGUUCCAUUAGCAGAUUGUUUGCUGAAAUUGGAUCACACUGACAAGUAUGCAAGUGCUUGUUCGAGUUUGGCGUGUCGUGAUCCGUCGCUGCCUGAUACAAGACAUCAGCAUUAUUAUCUGGAAUUGUUGAGGAUUGCUAGAGAUGGAAAAGAGCAAGUACUGCUACCCUUCGAUGCCAUAUUCAACUACCAGAGCGGAAAACCAGGCAACGAAGACGGCGUCUUUUACACAGACAGCGAAGUCACCAUCAUAAUCGAGUUCGUCAGUCUACUGUUCAAGCCGAUCACAUUUGAUCGAGUUGUACUCAGUUUGCAUUGCAUGCAUACACCAUAUCUACAGUCUUCGAUUCACAGCGGCGUUCGUUCGGGACUCAAAGACGCAUCGGUUAAGGUGAAGCUGAUGCCGUCGGAUCGCGAACUGAAACACACGCAACGACUUGCAAAGUCAAAAGCGAACGAAACAAGCGAAACAAUCGGAGAGACCGACAGCAUCCAGUUGAAUCAAAGUCAAGAGGGAGAGAGUCAGUCACCGUUUGCGAGUGUCAGUAUGAUCUCCAUGGAUCUUGACUUGGAUGGUAAUGCUGAUGUAUUGGAUAGUCAAGGGACAGUGGAGGGUGGCCAGUCUGCACAAGCAGUCGAGACUGACUUGGUUGUUGAGUCGAUGCUGGAGGCGAUGAACGAGAUGGAGGAUGACGCGAUGAGCAAGUCGGUGGAUGUUUGUGCGAUUAGUGGGAAGGUUGAUGAUGACUUGUGGAGUCUUUCUGAUACGGACAGUGUGGAUGCGAAGCUUGUGUGGUUGGAAGCUUGUGGGUGUGAAAUGAAUCCGGGACCAAACACGCUUGCACUUCAUGGACAGGUCAUCUACUCGUCGGUGAAAUACAGAGAGUACGUCUACAGCUCUCAACAGGCAGACAAAGCAUCCCACUAUCCUCCACCCUACAGAUCAAAAUUCCCAAGGAAUUCUCUAUCCAACGUGUUCUCUCUUCGUCCAUCUCACCUUCAUCCUCCGAUGAUGACCACACACCCACAAACACCUCAGUCUCUUUGUCCAAAACCGACAACGUAAUGGUUUGCCUGCAGCUUCCAGCAGUUGGAGCGGAGAGAGACCUCGACAUUGAGCUGCAAGUGACGGCCAAUCGAGAGGCAAGCAGCAGCAGUGGACGAUGCUGU
Corticium candelabrum is the source of this 2058-nucleotide messenger RNA. RefSeq lists its product as uncharacterized. Bases 215 to 1954 code for a protein of 579 amino acids. Gene Ontology annotation, biological process: intra-Golgi vesicle-mediated transport; early endosome to Golgi transport. The transcript is spliced from 10 exons. The record is from RefSeq and is a predicted model, not a curated record. Lineage: Eukaryota; Metazoa; Porifera; Homoscleromorpha; Homosclerophorida; Plakinidae. Gene Ontology annotation, cellular component: TRAPPII protein complex.